GACGUCAUAAAACGUCAGAAACAUGCGACAGUUUUUGGCCAGCACUCUGCCGUCCACGGGCGAAGGACACUAGAGAAUCCUUCUGAUUUCUUAGACUCAUUCUUGACGCUCCGACCCUGAUCGUUUAGGUCCGUGAGGAUUUCGUGAAGGACGGGUGUGUCAGUGUCACGUCGGCCGCUGUCAAUGAUCAUACCGCAUCUGAGGAGGCAGGAAGGAAACGAGACUCUGCCUCGUAAGGAAAGAGGGUCUGGGAUGGGAUUACAUCAGGGAUCUGAGCCUGUCACAGCUUUAAUUACAUUGUACAAACGUGGAUGUGGCGCUUCACUGAGCAAAAAGGAUGACAUCGGAGGCCACGGUCUCCACACCACCUGCCAUUAGCAACUCCACUGCCUACUUGCUGCGCUCCUUUUUAGCUGGAGGUUUGGCAGGAUGCUGUGCCAAAACAACCAUCGCUCCUCUGGACAGAGUCAAGAUCCUGCUUCAAGCUCAGAACCCGCAUUACAAACAUCUAGGGGUUCUUUCCACCCUCAGGGCUGUGCCAAAAAAAGAAGGCUUCCUGGGUUUGUACAGGGGCAACGGGGCGAUGAUGGUCAGGGUAUUUCCAUACGGAGCUAUCCAGUUCAUGACCUUUGAAAACUAUAAAAAGCUGCUAAGUAAACACUUGGGAAUCUCUAGGUAUAUCCACAACUUCAUGGCCGGCUCUAUGGCAGGUAUGACUGCGGUGAUAUGUACCUACCCUCUGGACGUGGUCCGAGCCAGACUGGCCUACCAGGUGAAGGGAGAGCAGCGGUACCAUGGUAUUGUGCACGCCUUCCGCACCAUCCGCCAAAAGGAGGGGGGCAUGCAGGGCUUCUACAGAGGACUUACACCUACACUUAUUGGAAUGGUUCCAUACGCAGGCUUGUCCUUCUUCACCUUCAGCAGCCUGAAGACCCUCGGCCUGAAGCACUUCCCAGAGCUGCUGGGACGGCCCUCUGCUGACAACCCUGACGUCCUCGUCCUAAAAUCCCAUGUCAACCUGCUCUGCGGGGGGCUGGCUGGUGCCAUGGGUCAGACAAUAUCGUAUCCACUGGAUGUGGCCAGGAGAAGAAUGCAGCUGGGGGCUGUGCUCCCUGACUCUGACAAGUGUGUAUCAUUGACCAAGACCCUGAAAUUCGUGUACCAGAAAUAUGGUGUGAAGAAAGGAUUGUACCGAGGCCUGUCUCUCAACUACAUCCGCUGCGUCCCCUCCCAGGCCGUGGCCUUCACGACACACGAGUUCCUGAAGCAGGUUCUGUACCUGAAUUAGCCGGUGAUUGUUUUCCAUCCAGAACAAAUGUUAGUUAUACCAGGUUCACACACACGCACACAAUCCUUCAUUUUACGUUUUUAUUUUAUAAUCACUGGUUGCUUAAUUUAACAAGUGCUUGUUUCAAAUAAUUGUUGAUACGGUUCUGCCUGUUUGGGAUAUUCUGCAGUAAUUGUUGACAC
Messenger RNA from Cynoglossus semilaevis (tongue sole), 1470 nucleotides. It is a transcript of the gene slc25a16, whose product is annotated as solute carrier family 25 member 16. The coding region runs from base 338 to 1288 and encodes 316 amino acids. The record is from RefSeq and is a predicted model, not a curated record. Gene Ontology annotation, biological process: transmembrane transport. The transcript has 10 exons. Lineage: Eukaryota; Metazoa; Chordata; Actinopteri; Pleuronectiformes; Cynoglossidae. Gene Ontology annotation, cellular component: mitochondrial inner membrane.